Molecule: messenger RNA, 1986 nt
Organism: Nematocida minor
Lineage: Eukaryota; Fungi; Microsporidia
Exons: 1
Coding region: 1-1986 (661 amino acids)
Biological process (GO): protein O-linked glycosylation
Cellular component (GO): membrane
Molecular function (GO): mannosyltransferase activity
Source: RefSeq, a predicted model, not a curated record
AUGUACUUCAAAGGGGAGACUGUGGUGGAUGCACAUCCUCCGCUUGGCAGACUAUUUGUAUAUUUUAUUGCAAAGUACAUUCGAAGAAGCAGAGCAAGCGUAGAGGAGUACGAUAGCAAUGUGUACAUAGGGAAGGCGUACACAAACACGAUUAUAUCGGGAGAAUAUACAGCACUCAGAACACUUUCAGCUGUUACAUCUUGCGUAAGUGUGGUUGUAGGGCACGAAAUUCUCACAGAGAUGGGAGUACCGCAAGACAAGGCAUUCUUUGCCUCUCUUCUGCUCCUGUUCGAAGGAGCAAUGUACAGUAUUUUCAGGCUCUUUAUGAUAGACAGCUAUGUUCUGGUUUCGAUCAGCAUUAUCCUUCUUUCUCUUAUGAAAAUGAACAGGCUCAGUUGCACACUGCAGAGGAUGCACAGAAGAACAAAGCAGAAAGUGCAUCCAACUGACCAAAUGGAAGGAACAAGAGCAGCAGCAGCAAAGAGUGCUCAAGGAAUAGACAUUUGCACUAUUUCGAUAAAAAAAGACAAUUCAAAGACAAAAAAGAUCGAAGAUAGCAACAUAUCCUGCACAGAUAGAAAGAGCAGAGAAGACAGCAGAAAAAGAGAAGGAAUGAAGAGAAAGAGUCCCCUGAGACUUUAUAUACAAUGUAUGCUGUGGGCUGCUGUUCUGUCUGUAUCUCUGGGCAUAGGAGCCAGUUUCAAGUGGGCAGUCCUUCCCAUGGGGGUGCCCAUAGGAGUGUAUUUACUGGCUGAUUUAAUCCGAUCGAAGAGAGAAAGUGCAAAAAAGAUAAAGCUUCUUCUUCCUGUGCUCCAAGGGACGCUAAUACUCUCCAUCUCUUUUUUAAUAUACAUGGGAGUGUUUGUGGCUAACUUUCAGGUUCAGAAUAGCUUCACAAGUAAAACCAACUUCUGGUACUCUCUGAGGUACAACGCAGCCCUCAAGAACUCGCCAUAUGCCGCGUACAAAAGAGUGCAAAUACCGCGCAAUGGCUCUGUGCAGAUAGCUGAUCUCAGCAUGAGCCAGUUUAUAACGGUAAAUGAAAAAACCUUAUCAGUCACCAAGAGCGCAGAUGCAUCCACAGAAUGGACAGUGAGGCCUGUUGAAACAAUGGAGUACAACAGGCCUGUGCAUAUACAGCACAACUCUGGUCUUUAUCUCAGCGGAGAAGAGAGCUCAUUUCUCUCCGAAGCUCCUUCUGUUCUGCAGAUAGAAGAAGCCGCAGAUGGAGUGGGAAUAAAAAACAAAAAUGGAAAUUAUUUGUACCUCAGUGAAAGAGAAGGAGGAAGGUGGAGGGAUGCCUCGCACUCUCUUCUUCUUCUCUGUUCGCACAAAAAGAGCAGUGCUCCCCCAGAGCCAAAUGGCCAUCCCAUCUACUCCUCUGCAAUUCGGCCAAGUAAUUACAUGGAGAUGUUCGUAGAAAGCAACAAAGUGAUAUUUAAGUGCAAUAGCACACUGAACGGAAACCACAAGUACAAGUCACAUCCCAGCACGUGGCUGUAUAAACUGAGCCCAAUCCACCUGUGGAGUGGCGCAGUGGGUGAGACAGCUUCCAAAGACAAGCACGAAGCAACUUCGCAGAUGUUUUUCCUUCCCAAUCCAAUCAUCUUGUUUCUGUCUUUUUUAUCGUUAUUUUUGUACACUGGGCUAAUUUUAACAACUAAAUUAAAAAAUGCUCUAGCGCAUGUGCUGCUCCUCUCCGCAUACCUCUCCAACUAUCUUCCGUACUUCCUUCUGAGCAGAGAUACAUACGCACACCACUACAUUCCGUCGUAUUACGUGUCUAUUCUGGUGCUAGGAUGCAUAUUGGGAAAAGCAGAUAGCAGAAAUAUUUUCAUAUCUACGGUAUUUUUGGCAGGAGCCUUUUUUAUGGGGCAGCUGCCCGUUCUCACCGGGGGAACGCCUUCGUACGAAAGGUGCACGGGGGCAUUUGCGUGCACAGGGGCAUCGUCUGUGUGCGAGGUAUUUGACUCAGUUUUUGAAUAA